ACUUUGUGUCAUCCAAUACAGUAUCCGUAAUUGGCUACUGCAGCUGUCGAUCGAGAAGUAGGCGGGGCCAUACCAACCUGGGCUAUAUAAGAAGAGGACAAAGGCGGCGCGCCGCCUGUGUCAUCCGCCAUUUUGUGAAAAGCAAGGUGGCCUCCACGUUCCCUGCGCGUCUUCUUCGCUUCUGCCUCGACCGCCCCUUGACCACAGAAAUGUCUCGGGAUCGGUUCCGGAGUCGCGGCGGUGGCGGUGGCGGCUUUCACCGGCGCAUCACCCGCCCUACCACCAGCAGCACCACCAGGGGCCCCCGCCCGGGGGCCCCGGCGGCCGCAGCGAGGAGAAGAUCUCGGACUCGGAGGGGUUUAAAGCCAACUUGUCUCUGUUGAGGAGACCUGGAGAGAAAACUUACACACAGCGCUGUCGGUUGUUUGUGGGAAAUCUACCUGCUGAUAUCACAGAGGAUGAAUUCAAAAGGUUAUUUGCUAAAUACGGAGAACCAGGAGAAGUUUUUAUCAACAAAGGCAAAGGAUUCGGAUUUAUUAAACUUGAAUCUAGAGCUUUGGCUGAAAUCGCCAAAGCCGAACUUGAUGAUACGCCCAUGAGGGGUAGACAGCUUCGAGUUCGCUUUGCCACCCACGCUGCCGCCCUGUCUGUUCGUAAUCUUUCACCAUAUGUUUCCAAUGAACUGUUGGAAGAAGCCUUUAGCCAGUUUGGCCCUAUUGAAAGGGCUGUUGUAAUUGUGGAUGAUAGAGGAAGAUCUACAGGGAAAGGCAUUGUUGAAUUUGCUUCGAAACCAGCAGCAAGAAAAGCAUUUGAACGAUGUAGUGAAGGUGUUUUCUUACUGACAACAACUCCUCGUCCAGUCAUUGUGGAACCACUCGAACAGUUAGAUGAUGAAGAUGGUCUUCCUGAGAAGCUUGCACAGAAGAAUCCGAUGUAUCAAAAGGAGAGAGAAACUCCUCCACGCUUUGCUCAGCAUGGCACGUUUGAAUAUGAAUACUCUCAGCGAUGGAAGUCUUUGGAUGAAAUGGAGAAACAGCAGAGGGAACAAGUUGAAAAAAAUAUGAAGGAUGCAAAAGAUAAAUUGGAAAGUGAAAUGGAAGAUGCCUAUCAUGAACAUCAGGCAAAUCUUUUGCGCCAAGAUCUAAUGAGACGUCAGGAAGAAUUAAGACGUAUGGAAGAACUUCACAAUCAAGAAAUGCAGAAACGUAAAGAAAUGCAGUUGAGGCAAGAGGAAGAACGACGUAGAAGGGAGGAAGAGAUGAUGAUUCGUCAACGUGAGAUGGAAGAACAAAUGAGACGCCAAAGGGAGGAAAGUUACAGUCGUAUGGGCUACAUGGAUCCAAGAGAAAGAGACAUGAGAAUGGGAGGUGGAGGAGCAAUGAACAUGGGAGAUCCCUAUGGUUCAGGAGGCCAGAAAUUUCCACCUCUAGGUGGUGGUGGUGGCAUAGGUUAUGAAGCUAACCCUGGAGUUCCACCAGCAACCAUGAGUGGUUCCAUGAUGGGAAGUGACAUGCGUACUGAGCGCUUUGGGCAGGGAGGUGCGGGGCCUGUGGGUGGACAGGGUCCUAGAGGAAUGGGGCCUGGAACUCCAGCAGGAUAUGGUAGAGGGAGAGAAGAGUAUGAAGGCCCCAACAAAAAGCCCCGAUUUUAGAUGUGAUAUUUAGGCUUUCAUUCCAUUUGUUUUUGUCUUCUUGUUUAGAUACCGAUCUUUUAAAUUCUUGCAUUUUAGUAAGAAAGCUACCUUUUUAUGGAUGUUAGCAGUUUAUUGACCGAAUAUUUGUAAAUGGUCUGUUUGGGCAGGUAAAAUUAUGUAAUGCAGUGUUUGAAACAGGAGAAAAAUUUUUUUCCUUUCUAUUUCCUUUUUAAUGUUUUGUUUUUGGUUUUUUUUUUUUAACUGUAUAAUGUCCCUCAAGUUACGGCAGUGUACCUGUGCCACUGAAUUUCCAAAGUGUACCAAUUUUUUUUUUACUGUGCUUCAAAUAAAUAGAAAAAAUAGUUAUGAUAUUGAUCUUCAACUUUGCCAUUCAUGCUUCUAUGCACAUUAGGCUAAGAAGUUAAGUUCACUUUGAAAGCAUGAGAGCGUCUAGACCUUUGAGUGGCUUAUGCCAUUUCUGGGAAGUGUACCUGGAGGCUAACUACUGCCUUCUACAAAUAACUGCCCCCUUGUUUUAAAAAGAAACGAAUACUGAAGUAGUUUCAUGAUUUGUUUGGCAUUACAGGAAGCAAGCUUUGGUGCUAAGUAUUUUUCAAUGGUUAUGUAAGCAAAGCUGAACUGUAAAUCUUUUCAUUCAGGAAUAUGUAAUUAAGAUUGUGGAAUGGGUUUAAGACUAUUGGUAGGGGAGAAACUGGGUUUGGUUAAAUGGAUCUUUCAUGGCCCUAUGAUCUAUCCCUUCCUUGAAAGUUUUUAAAAAGUGGAAAGAUCAUUUUGUUGCAUUUCCCCAUUCUUGUUUUUAAAGGAACAACAAAUCCCAAGCCCUACAAAUGGCUUGUAUUGGAAGUUUUACAUUUGAAUUAAAGAUUGUUAAACAUGAAGCCUUUUCAUGUAUUACUUCAAGUGAUUUAUAAAGAUGGGAUAUAGUCUGAAAAACAACUUGAAAGCAAGAAAGUUUAGUUACCCUAGAGUUAGCUAUUUACACAUUUAUUUAUACUCUAACUUUUACACCUCCUUGUGCUACUUCUGUUGGGCAAAAUCUGUAGGACUAUAAAAAUCUAUUGGUUCUCUUUUCUGAGAGCUAGUGGUGAUGUUAAUAAUGAAUAGGGCUGCAGAUAACCAUUCUUAUUAUAAAUUUGUUAAUCUGUUUUUACAUAGUUUGCUUUUAAUGUAGCAAGAAUUGUUCAUGCUACACAGUACAGAUACAGUACAGAUAUUCCUUUCUCCCACCAUAAAGUUAUGGAAUGUUUCGAUGGUGUUGUCAGUUAAUUGUCAACUUCAUUGAAUCUCCUUUCAUUAGAACAAGAGACUUUGACUCAAUAUUAUAGAUGGUUUACUGUUUAUUAGUACAAUGGGAGCUGAUUUCCCAGUGUAAAUAUGUUAGAGAAACAACUUUCUAACAGUAGGUAAAGAAAUUGAAUGGUUGGCUUUGUUCUUAGUUAUUAUUCCAUUCAAAUCUGUACAUUAUGGUACAUUAUGGUAUGGAAUGUGUCUUCCUUUUUACCUCUAUUCUUGGGUGCUAAUUGGCAAAAGAAAAAUUCUAAAUCAAACUUUUAAACAUGCUGAAGUUUAGUAUCGUGCCUCAGUACAUAAGGAGACCUAUUGUUGGAAAACUGAACCCUUUCCACAUUGGAAAUGGGAUAGUACAAGUUAAAACACCAGUGGAGCAUGAAAGCAUGUCACCAAAUUCUGUUGUAUAAUUGACAGGUACACGGUGUGCUGAUUAAGGGAGGGAAUCUAUUCACUAGCACACUGGAAGUGGGUAGGGGUAGUUCUACCAUAAUUGAGUUAAUGAGGAAGUUUUACCCUGAAUCAAAGUUGUUAAUUGGUGAUAAAUAUAAGAUUUCUCUGUACGGAAAGAAGGGACUUGAUUUAAAAGGAGUCCGUUACAAUUUGGUUGAAUUGUACAGCAGGGACUCUACUGAUGCCAAGAAAAUAAGGGGUGUUCAUGGGACACCCACAAAGGGUAAACGUGAAUGUGUGUGGGCGGGGGCUGGUGGGAAAGUGGGAAAAUCUGCCUAUAAAAUUAAUGUUUCAGUUUAUUUUUCAGAUUACAUGCCUUUCUUUAUAAGGGAUGCUGGCACAGACCCCCUAAAUUAAGUUUUUGGUAGUACUGUACCUUUGAAGAGUGGUGAAGGAUGCUAAUGGAUUAUCUCCUGAAAGUUGUGGCUUUUGAUACCCUUGCUGUGGGCUGUAGAAUUAAUUGCUAAACGUUGUUUAGCAAGUAAUGUUGCUUAGUAUCAACUGACAUUUGACUUUCCAUCACUGGAACAGCAGUGUACCAAGGGUUGUAAGUGACUCAGACUUUCAGUAAGUCUUGCAAUAUAUAUGCUAGAUUUUAGCCUAAUGUGAACUUAAGUCAUCUUAAAAUAAGUAGUUUCCUGAAAGUUGAUAAUGAAACUUGGGUGGGAGAGGGAAGGUAAUGAUUUUGAAGUAUAUUAGCCAUUUUUCUCAUUUUAAGAAGCUUCCUGCCCCCAUUUCCUCUUCUCCUUUUCUCUCAUAGUUUUAAGAGGAACAUUUGGUUUUUUUUAAAACGUUUCUCCUAAUCUAUAAACUGCAUUCUCUAAAACCCCAGUGUAUUCAUUUAAUAGAUAACCUGUAAGCUUAACCCAUUGGCUCACAUUACUUAGUAAAACCAUAAUCCUGUCUUCUCGGAACAUUAUCAGCCUUAUGAAGUACUGUAAACCCCACCACUCCUGAUAGAUGUAUUAGAUCACUAAUACAAACAGAUAACAAUUUGGGAAACUGUAAUGUUACGCCUGUGCAAUUUUAUAAGUAGCAUAUUAUGGCAGAUAAAAAUUUAGAUACUUGGCUUUUCUUGGGCAAGCCACUAAGUCGUGGUGGAAUGUUUUCUGGUGUUCUUGGACUGCAACUAUGCACUAUUAAAGUAGUGGCCUGCUACAUAACUGCAUUUAGCCAGCAUUUCUGCAGUGCGUAACUGUGAGGAACGUAGUACCGCAAAUGGCAAUGGACAUUAGGACCCGGAUGUAGUAUUCCUGCUUGCUCCAAGAUUCUCAUUGCCGACUGCAUACAGGUAGGUAACAAGCAAUAUAAUCUAACUUGGUGACUUGCUAUGUACUUUUAUUCCGUGGGCAUUCUGACAUCACACUUCUGACAAUGAAAUUACAGUGCAGCACCUAACACAUGUAUGGUAAAGUUAGUAGCUUAUAUCAAAACUGCGUGGGUUUGGGGUUAGAACCGUAAUUUGUCAGGCAGAAUUCAGUGCUGUUGCAGUUCUCAGAUAAAAAGUGCAAACUUGAUUCUUUGGUAUCUCUGACUCAGUUGUGUGGUUUUCUUUAGUUGCAUUGUAACUGACAAUAAAAUGGAACACAUCAGUGGUGCUGGGGGAAAGGGAACCAAAUCAUACUUGGGAACUGGAGUGCUAAAUCUUAGCACCUUGACACGGACUCUAUUCAGCACAUGUGAUGGUUAGUCUCUGUUACAGCAAACUGACCUGCCCAUAGGUUGGCAAUAUCAGUAAUUUCAGUAUGCAAACUUGGUAAUUAUUCUGCAAGUGAGUGAAUCAAGAGUAAAGGUACAGUCUGUUUUUGCUUUUGUAAUGUGAUUGAAAGUUUCUUAAAAACAUGAACUCCGUGGUAACACCUUCGUUACUAACUUGGGCCUAGAUGGGAACCUAAUGUGACUAGUUGAAGUUAUGUGAUUGGUCUCUUCUAUACUCUAAACCUGGGGGAAAAUGGUGUGGAACAGUGACUUGCCUACAGUUGAACAUGUUGGGAAUCAUUCCCAAUCCUAAGACUUCGUCGUAUUCUGUAGGAUGACUGCAUAUGUUCAGAGUAGCCUUUUGAAUUUGGCUCCCUCAGCUUUAGGGAUGUGAUGAUAGUCCAAAAUGUUUCAUUACAAGAGAAAAGUCUUCAAAAGCACCUUCUUUGUUGCUUAGGACUUAAGCUUUGCAUCAACUAUUGUUCCAGACCGCAGUUCAACUUGGAACUUUUGGUCUCUGAACUGGUUUUGAGCUAGCAUGCAUGAGAAACCGCUUUCAUCUACAACGCUCUCUGCUCUGUAACUGGAAAGUUUGGCUUCCUUUGCAUAAAUGCCGGUGAAACAUUCCAUACGUGACUAUGAGACUCUUUUUUCAUUGUAUUAAGAAAAUUAGCUUGCUCUUUGGCAAGCAGUUCUCAGGGUGGGGGCAGAUUUGUAAUUAUGUGUAGUCCAGUCAAGCAAAAACUGUGACUAGCUCAGCUCCUCCAUACAAAUAAGAAAAUGUAGAUCAAACAUAAUGCUCAGUGUUAGCGAUGAAUGCAUCCCUAAACUGCACAGGACCCCGAUGGGUUCCUGUGUCAUAAUCCUUUAAGUUGGUGGCCAGUGCUUGCUACCAGUUUAGUGAUUGGUGUCCAGAAAUAAAAGCUCAGGUUUAAUUUCUCAGCAGUAACAAUUUUCAUAGAAUGCACUUGAAUGACAUACGGACUUCAGGAACAUCAUUGGGAUGGGGGUUAAUUUUGCUUUAGCUUUUUUCUGCUUCACGAUGAUUAGACUUUUGCACUUUAGAAUGAGAAACCUGUGACUUAAGUCGAUUCUUACUAAUUUGUAUGCAGUUUCAAAUUGUGAAUUUUAGUGCAGUGGGUUUUUUUUAAGCACUCAGUCAAAAAGCUGGGAAUUAAGUGGGUUUCAGUAGUAAUGCUAUACCGAGGUGCUUGCAUUGUAUUUCAUAAUUUUGUUCUUGCAAACCAAACUAAAAUUUCAUAAUGACAACAGUCUGAGAUCAGAGGUGUGAUGCCAGAAUGUAUUUUCGUACUGUUAGGCCCUUGGAACAGAUACCGGUGCUUUCUGAAAGAUGAAAGAAAUGCAAUGGGUACUCUUCACAGAAGGCUACAAACCUACAAAGAAUGCAUAGUUCACUUUUCCCCAAUAGAGAGAUGCGUGUGACUAGUUUUGGACUUUAAACCUUAAUGGGGGUUGCAUGUCUCUUAUUGUUAAUCAUUGUCAGCUGCAGUGACAUGAUCACAGUCCUGCAUUUACUGCCUUUCCCUUAAUGAUUUUGGACAGGUUUUUAGAGAGCCAGGAUGCUUGUUCUGGGCCUUUAUUGGUUUUGGCUUUAGCUGAUAAUGUUUCAGUGCUGUCAGCUAGUGCAGUUCUCAAACGGCUGCCUAUUAGGGAAAGAAUUCAGAGGAUUUGACUGCUCCUAAUCAUCUGUCAUUGCUGCUAGAUAAUGAUUGGCAAUUUUUAAGACUCAACUGUGGAAAUUUCACAGUUGCUGGUAACCAUCAACCAUAAAAAUGUUGCUUUUGAACACCAGUGCUGAAGAGAUUUUUUUUUUUUUGAGGGUGAAAGGGGGCUGGUUGUAGAACAGGUUAGGUAUAAUCUGGAGAAUGGGGGAAGAAUGCAAAACGAUAUAGUAUCCCUUAUGGAUGGUACAUGUGCAACAGGGAACUAUUUGGUGUACCUGUGGCUGUAAUGAUACAGGAAGGAAGAAAAACCUGAACUUGAAUUAAGGUUAAUCUGUUUUUGUGCUCUGUGGCCCUGCCAGGCAUAUAGCGAAGGUGAAUGGAUGUCUUCUCCCUUGAGUUCCUUGCUGUCCCAGUAAGGCAUAGCUUCCCUGCCCUAACUUAAAAUUCAGUGAGGACUGAACAAGGCACUUUACAGGAUUGCAGGGUAACCACUGCAGUGUUGUGUACUGUGGGAAGGGGUAGGGUGCACUCGAAAGACUCCUGCUAAAGGUGGUCAGCCCACCUGAGAACAGAAGACAUACUUGAAUGGGGAGCAGGGUAUGUGCUUCUGGAUGAAAAGAGCUGAUAAACUCAUUUGGUAAGGUGACCGUUGUCACAUACCUUCACAUAAGGGAUAGUAUAUUUUGGGUUGCAGUCAAACUUCAUUGUGCUCAGACUGGUGAAAAGGAGUUAGGAUUUGCAUUUUAAAGAAAGUUUUCUUUCUAACUCAAGGUGUCUACUUCCUACUUUAUGUAAGAAUACUUUUAGAUUUUUGUUUUUCCCCAUGAAGUUUCUUCCUAAUUUUUUUUAAGCUGUAACUUAUCCCCAAUCUUUGUCUCUGGAAUUUUUACUCUUUAAAUUUUGAAGUUAACUAGCAUUUUCAAGCCUUUAUUUCAUACCCGUGUCUUCUAUAUUAACUUUUUCUUAUUAUUCUUUAGGUGAGAAUGAUUGAUGUUGGCUGAUACUGGAGGAUCAUUCACUUGAAGUGGAUAAGAAAUUUCUCGAACAUACAGCAGGAGCCAACUUAAGGAAAGCUACGGAUUGUUAGACUGACAAAAGGUCUAAUUGGCAGGAUCAGGUGAGCUGUGUCCAGAAAACCAGCGAGGAAGAAUGCAAGGAGGAAUGAACAACGUCUUGCCAUUAAUAAUAAAGACAUUUUAAAAUUUG
This is a messenger RNA of Oryctolagus cuniculus (rabbit), 7983 nucleotides long. It is a transcript of the gene SFPQ, whose product is annotated as splicing factor proline and glutamine rich. Lineage: Eukaryota; Metazoa; Chordata; Mammalia; Lagomorpha; Leporidae. Gene Ontology annotation, molecular function: RNA binding. The record is from RefSeq and is a predicted model, not a curated record.